CCCCACCACAGACAUCAUCAUCAACRACACCAGCAACAACACAAAGCAAGACCAGCAAGCCAACAGCACCAUGGUCCCUUCUCCGCAAGAACAAGAACCGCCACCAUCGCCCCCCGCAGGCUGCGAGGAGACACACCUGCACAACUCGGAGGCCCUGGGGACAUCCCUCCCCCACCCCGACGGGUUUUUCGGGCCCGACAAGGCCUACGGGGGGGCCUUUCUCCCGCCACCGCUGGUCCCCAUCAUGGAGGCYGUCGACGCUUCCUACCGGAGCAUCCGGGAGGAUCCCUCYUUCCUCUCUGAGCUGGCGGAGCUCCGCCGCGACUUUGUGGGCCGGCCCUCCCCGGUCUUUUUCUGUUCCAACCUCUCCCGCGAGCUCGGGGGGGCAAGGAUCUACCUCAAGCGGGAGGACCUCAACCACACCGGCUCCCACAAGAUCAACCACUGCCUCGGGGAGGCCCUCCUGGCCAAGAGGAUGGGCAAGAAAAAGCUCAUCGCCGAAACGGGGGCCGGCCAGCACGGGGUGGCCCUGGCCACCUGCGCGGCGCUGGUGGGACUGGCCUGCGAGAUCCACAUGGGGGAGAUCGACAUCAAGAAGGAGUGGCCCAACGUGAGGCGCAUGCAGGUCCUGGGGGCGGAGGUCGUCCCGGCCACCCACGGGGGCAGGUCCCUCAAGGAGGCCGUUGACUCGGCCUUUGGGGCCUACAUGGCCAACCCGGACGAGAUGCUCUUCUGCAUCGGCAGCACGGUGGGGCCCCACCCCUUCCCGAUGAUGGUCCGGGACUUUCAGGCCGUGGUGGGCUAUGAGGCCAAGCGGCAGUUUGCGGACCGGGGGGGCGGCUCGACCGACGGCGAAAACAAGGCGACGCCGGACUACCUGGUGGCCUGUGUCGGAGGCGGGUGCAACUCCCUGGGCCUCUUCACGGCCUUUCUCGAGGAAGAGGGAGUGAACCUGGUCGGGGUGGAGCCGGCCGGGAGGGGCCUCGACGCCGGGGAGGGACACCACUCCGCGACGCUGACCCUCGGCAAACCGGCGGUCCUCCACGGGAUGAGGUGCUACACCCUCCUCAGCGAGGCGACGGGGGAGCCCGCAGCGGUCCACUCCUGCGCCUCCGGCCUGGACUACCCCGGGGUCGGCCCGCAGCACUCGUUCUUCAAGGACUCGGGAAGGGUUGCCUACGAAACCGCCACCGAUAGGGAGGUCGUCGAUGCCUUUUUCCGGCUCAGCCGGUCCGAGGGGAUCGUACCGGCCCUCGAAUCGGCCCACGGCCUGGCCUACGCGAUCCGACUGGCACCGACCCUGCCGCCGGAAACCACCAUCCUGGUCAACAUGAGCGGCCGGGGCGACAAGGACCUGGACUACGUCUGCGACAAGUACGGCGACGCCUACGGAAUCGGGAGGGAGGGCCUGUUUGCGGGCCCGCCCACCCACGAGAAGGAGGACCUGCCCGAACACUAGACGGCCGGCCUGCCGGUGCCGCGGUCUGCUGGUGUCCUGCCAGCAGAUGGACGGAUGGCCAGCGUGCUCCGGGAGGCUCCGCAUGCCAACCGUUUCGAUUGCGCUUCGGGUAAGUGCGAUUCGAAAAUCCGCUGUUGUUCCGUAGAGGGCUUUCGGACGCUUGUCGUGAAUGGCGUGCUCAAGCUCUCGACAGCAUUUCGAUAGCUUUUGACAGGAUAAAUAGCAUCACGCACU
Messenger RNA from Pseudo-nitzschia multistriata, 1693 nucleotides. NCBI's taxonomy places the organism in Eukaryota, Bacillariophyta, Bacillariophyceae, Bacillariales, Bacillariaceae. The record is from the annotation of a GenBank genome assembly.